GACCAGGGCCAGCAUCCGAAGUGCCAAGCGAGGACCCAGGGCCUACUUCCACCGCAAGGAGCGUCUCCUACGCAUCUACAUCCGCCGCAUGGUGAAGACCCACACCUUCUACUGGACUGUGCUGGGCCUGGUGGCCCUCAACACCAUGUGUGUGGCUAUCGUCCACCACAACCAGCCUCUCUGGCUGUCCACCUUCCUCUACUAUGCUGAGUUCCUCUUCCUGGCUCUGUUCCUGACUGAGAUGUUCCUGAAGAUGUACAGCCUGGGGGCCAGACUCUACUUCCACUCCUCCUUCAACUGCUUCGACUGCAGUGUGAUCGUGGGCAGCAUCUUCGAGGUCUUGUGGGGGUUCUUCAGACCUGGAACCUCGUUUGGCAUCAGUGUGUUGAGGGCACUGCGUCUCCUCCGGAUCUUCAAGAUCACCAAGUACUGGGCCUCGCUACGCAACCUGGUGGUGUCUCUGAUGAACUCCAUGAAGUCCAUCAUCAGCCUCAUCUUCCUCCUCUUCCUCUUCAUCGUGGUGUUCGCCUUGCUCGGCAUGCAGCUGUUUGGCGGCAGGUUCAUCUUCGAAGACUACACUCCCACCAACUUUGACACCUUCCCGGCCGCCAUCAUGACAGUGUUCCAGAUCUUGACGGGCGAAGACUGGAACGAGGUCAUGUACAACGGCAUCCGUUCCCAGGGAGGGGUGAAGUCUGGGAUGUGGUCGUCCAUCUACUUCAUCGUCCUCACACUGUUUGGAAACUACACACUGCUGAAUGUCUUCUUGGCCAUCGCCGUCGACAACCUUGCCAAUGCACAGGAACUGACAAAGGACCAGGAGGAGGAGGAAGCAGCGUUUAACCAGAAGCAUGCUCUCCAGAAGGCCAAGGAAGUUGGCCCCAUGUCCUCCAUGAUGUCUUCAGAGGGAAGCCGGAGAAGACGGCCUUACCUGUACAGGAAGCGAGCCAUCCACCGCAGCCGGCCAGCCUAUUCCCUGGAGGAGCCCCCAGUGGGCCUGCUGGACGGGGUGGCCCUGCCGCCCCUCAACCCCUCUAACUCUUUCAUGUCCAGGAGGGAGAGGAGGAGGAGGAUGACCAUGUCAGUGUGGGAGCAGCGCACCAGUCAGCUGAGGCGACACCGUCAGAUGUCCAGCAGGGAGAUCCUCUACACCUGCCCCAGCGAGGAACAGGACGCGCCCCCCUCCGACGCCACCGAUGCCACGGGACAGCCCCUCCCCGUCGCCCUCCCCCUGCAGCGCACGGCCUCUCGCACCCCCACAGGCAGCCUCCGAGGACAGGCCGACGCUCCGUCAGCUAAGACCGGCGCGCCCCAGCAGGACCCGCCCAUGCCCAUGGACAUGCCCCUAGAGCCCUCGCUGUCUGCGGGCAUCCUGGACGCCCCCAUUCUGGCCCUGGUGCCGGAGCCUCCAGGAACGGUGGACCUGCCUCCGCCGGAGCCCCCCGUGGCCCUCCCGGGGCCCCCGGACUCGGACCCCCUCCCCGAGGCUCUCCCCAGUCACCUCCACCCUCUCAGCGGGAGGCUGAACGGCGAGAGGAGACAGAGGGCCGUGAGGAAGUUCCGCCCCCCUCCUAACGGCGACUCGCUGACCCCGGACGCGGGCGGGAGGGGCAGGGGCAGGAGGACGCGUCGCCGCGGCAACGACCCCCAGGCCGAGGUCAGGGGUGAAUCGUCGUCUCCCGGGGAGGAGAGCCGCUCGCUCAGUCGCUCCAGGAGCAGGGAGAGGAGGAGGAGUCCUGAAGAGGACGAGAAGGAGAGGAGGAGGAGUCCUGAAGAGGAGGAGAAGGAGAGGAGGAGGGAGAUAGAGAGCGAGGCUGGUCAGUGUGGAGGGACCAGGGAGGAGAGAGGACAGGGAGGCCGCACACAACCUGGGGAACCCAACAGGGAGGAGCCUCUCCGCUCAGACCCGCCCACCUUGCAGCUGACUCCGCCCCCCGCGGGGGAGAUCCCGGAAGGCUGUCCGGGGGAUGUCGUCGUGGCAACAGCGGGGGAAAACCAGGACAAGCCCCUCCCCCUGAGUUCGAGCGUUGUCAUAGAGGUGCCGAACACCCAACCCUGUCUGGAGCUGACAACAAUCAAAGGUCCCUUUAAGGAUGCCGAGGCGUCCGAGCCAGAGAAGGAGGACGAGGAGCGGGCCGAUCCAGAAAUCCCGGUGACCCCAGACAGCAUGUUCAUCUUCAAACCUGGCAACCCUGUGCGGCGGGUUUGUCAUUACGUGGUGAACCUGCGCUACUUUGAGAUGUGUAUCCUGCUGGUCAUCGCUGCCAGCAGCAUCGCCCUGGCCGCAGAGGAUCCUGUGGCCACCAGUUCUGACUGGAACAAGGUCCUGCGGUAUUUCGACUACGUUUUCACGGGAGUCUUCACCUUCGAGAUGAUAAUAAAGAUGAUCGACCAGGGUCUGAUCCUACAUGACGGCUCCUACUUCCGAGACCUGUGGAACGUUCUAGACUUUGUUGUCGUAAUCGGAGCGCUGGUGGCCUUCGCCCUAACGUGAGUCAUGUGGAACAACAAAGGUCGUGACAUCAAGACCAUCAAGUCUCUGAGAGUGCUGCGUGUCCUCAGACCCCUCAAGACCAUCAAGAGGCUCCCCAAGCUCAAGGCGGUGUUUGACUGCGUGGUCACCUCGCUCAAAAACGUCUUCAACAUCCUCAUCGUCUACAAGCUCUUCAUGUUCAUCUUCGCCGUCAUCGCCGUGCAGCUCUUCAAGGGGAAGUUCUUCUACUGCACCGACGGCUCCAUGGACACUGAGAAGGACUGCCAGGGUUUCUACAUCGACUACGGGAAGGACAAGAAGGAGGUUAAGAGGCGGGACUGGAAGAGGCAUGAGUUCCACUACGACAACGUGGUGUGGGCCCUGCUCACCCUGUUCACCGUGUCCACGGGAGAGGGCUGGCCGCAGGUCCUGCAGCACUCGGUGGACGUGACGGAGGAGGACAGGGGCCCCAGCCGGGGGAACAGGAUGGAGAUGUCCAUCUUCUACGUCAUCUACUUUGUGGUGUUCCCCUUCUUCUUCGUCAACAUCUUCGUGGCCCUCAUCAUCAUCACCUUCCAGGAGCAGGGAGACAAGAUGAUGGAGGAGUGCAGCCUGGAGAAGAACGAGCGUGCGUGUAUAGACUUUGCCAUCAGUGCCAAGCCCUGACCCUCCCCGCUACAUGCCCCAGAACGGCACACCUUCCAGUACCGGCUCUGGCACUUUGUGGUUUCGUCUUCUUUCGAGUACACUGUACUGGCCAUGAUCGCCCUCAACACUGUGGUCCUGAUGAUGAAGUAUUACUCCGCCCCUCCAGCGUACGAGGCGGUGCUGAAGCACCUGAACACGGCCUUUACCGUGCUGUUCUCUGUGGAGUGUGUCCUCAAGAUCAUGGCCUUUGGCUUCCUGAACUACUUUCGAGACACCUGGAACAUAUUUGACUUCAUCACUGUUUUGGGCAGCAUUACCGAGAUAGUGGUGGACUUGCAGUCCAUCGACACGAUCAACAUGAGCUUCCUCAAGCUGUUCCGGGCGGCUCGUCUCAUCAAGCUGCUGAGGCAGGGCUACACCAUCAGGAUCCUGCUGUGGACCUUCGUACAGUCCUUCAAGGCUCUGCCCUACGUGUGUCUACUGAUCGCCAUGCUCUUCUUCAUCUACGCCAUCAUCGGCAUGCAGGUGUUUGGGAACAUCAAACUGAACGAGGAGACCCACAUUAACCAGCACAACAACUUCAAGACUUUCUUUGGAGCUCUGAUGCUCCUCUUCAGGAGUGCUACGGGGGAGUCGUGGCAGGAGAUCAUGCUGUCGUGCCUGGGGGGUCAGAGGUGUGAGCGGGACUCCUCCAUCGCUGUCCUGACCUCCGACCUGGAGGGGGCAGUCUGUGGGACGGACUUCGCCUACUUCUACUUUGUCUCCUUCAUCUUCUUCAGCUCAUUUCUGAUGCUGAACCUGUUCGUAGCGGUGAUCAUGGACAACUUUGAGUAUCUGACCAGAGAUUCAUCCAUCCUUGGUCCACAUCACCUGGAUGAGUUUGUCAGGAUCUGGGGAGAGUACGACAAGGCCGCCUGUGGUCGUAUACAUUACAAUGACAUGUAUGAGAUGCUGAGCAACAUGUCGCCACCUCUAGGCCUGGGAAGGAAAUGCCCCUCCAAACUGGCAUAUAAGAGGCUGGUGCUCAUGAACAUGCCCGUGGAUGAGGAGAUGUCGGUCCAUUUCACCUCCACCCUCAUGGCUCUGAUACGAACCGCCCUGGAGGUCAAGAUCGCCCGAGGAGGGGAGGACCGGGGUCAGAUGGACAUCGACCUGCAGAAGGAGAUCAGCGUGAUCUGGCCACACCUCUCUCAGAAGAACCUCGACCUCCUCGUCCCCAUCCACAAAGCCAGUGACAUGACCAUAGGAAAGAUCUAUGCAGCCAUGAUGAUCAUGGACUACUACAAGCAGAGCAAGGCCAAGAAACUGAGGCAGCAACUGGAGGAACAGAAACACGCCCCUAUGUUCCAGCGAAUGGACGCCUCCUCCCUGCCUAUGGACAUCCUGUGCAGUGCCAAAGCCAUGCCCUUCCUCACACACAGUGCCAGCUCGGCCCUGACCAGAGGAGGCUUCGUGGCCCUGAGUCCCGUCUCUCCUCAGGAGGAGUUCUUGCAGCCCCCCUGCCACCCCCACCACGCUCUGGAGCAGGAGGACUACCACCUCCACGGCAACUACCACCACCACCACCCCCACACACACCACCACCACCCGCACACGCUGGUGCCUGAGGUGAAGCAGUACAGUCGUGUGCAGCCCCAGUCCAGCAGGCAGGACAGCGGCCCCGGGGGCCCCGGGGGCCCCGGGGGCCCCGGGGGCCGGACAGCCUCCAUCAGAGCCUCCUCCAUGCCCAGGCUGGACCCUCAGGCGGGGAGUGACAGUAAGAUGAUGAAGCGAUCCUUCUCCACUAUUGGAGAUCAGUGUGUGAACGGGCUGUGGCUGGAGGAGCACUCCCUGCAGAGGGUCAGCCCCGACAACACCUACAGACCCAGGCAGAAGAACUACAGGGGUGCCCGAGCCAAUCACAGGGAGCCGGGCAUGGAGCGCGGACGUUCCAAAGAACGGCGCCACCUGCUGUCUCCUGACGUGUCGCGCUGCAACUCAGAGGAGCGCAGCCAGGACCAAUCAGAAGAGAGGAGGCCGUCCCACUCGCCCAGCGAGGGGGGCACGCGGCCGGUCCACAGACAGGCCAAUGCCUCGGGUAGCCCCGCCCAUUCCAGUUCUGAGUCCGGCACCCCUCGUGGGCGUCGCCAGCUGCCCCAGACGCCUUCCAGGCCCCGCCCCCACAUCUCCUACUCCCCACUGCUCUGCCGAGCGCCACCCUCACCACCCGCCCCCCUGCAGGAGCCCCUGGGGGGGGGCCCUGUGGAGCCAGCCUGGACGGGGGAGGACGGAGGGGGCCCCAUGGCCUCCCCUGCCCCGGGCCCGGCUGUGGCGGUGAUGGGGUUAGGGCUGGGUCAGGGGUCAGGGGUCGCCCAUUCCUCCCCGCUCCGCUACAUCUCGGAGCCGUACCUGGCGCUGCAUGAGGACUUCCCCGGCGAGGCCGCCGCCGCCGCCGCCCUGCAGGACACGCUCACCUUCGAGGCCGCCAUGGCGACCAGCCUGGGGCGGGCCAACGCCAUAAGCUCCGCUCCCCAGCUCAGACACACCUGGCAGGUACCCAACGGUCACUUCCGGAAGCGUCUGGGGCAGGCCGGCUCGGUGGCGGCCUGUGAGCUGCACAGCGACACGGACGAGGAUGAUCGUUGUUAGGAGGAGGAGGAGGGGGG
Osmerus eperlanus (European smelt) is the source of this 5766-nucleotide messenger RNA. Its product is annotated as voltage-dependent R-type calcium channel subunit alpha-1E-like. Gene Ontology annotation, cellular component: voltage-gated calcium channel complex; membrane; neuronal cell body. Lineage: Eukaryota; Metazoa; Chordata; Actinopteri; Osmeriformes; Osmeridae. Gene Ontology annotation, biological process: chemical synaptic transmission; calcium ion import across plasma membrane. The transcript has 37 exons. The record is from RefSeq and is a predicted model, not a curated record. Gene Ontology annotation, molecular function: high voltage-gated calcium channel activity.